Messenger RNA from Striga hermonthica, 1731 nucleotides. Lineage: Eukaryota; Viridiplantae; Streptophyta; Magnoliopsida; Lamiales; Orobanchaceae. The record is from the annotation of a GenBank genome assembly.
AUGCAGGCGAUUUCUACAUCUCUCUCCUCACCGUCGCCGGUGGCCAGAUUCUCCGUUAGAAACCCCGGCGACGUGCAUCUGCCGGUGCCUCCUCGCUCUUUUCGGUUCUGCGGUCUCCGUAGGGAGGUGUUUGUUUCGAGAACGUCGUUGGACCGGUCGUCCCUGCGUUCCCCCCAAUUGAAUUUGCGCGCGAGGCGUCUGACUCUUGGCAGUGUAUUUGCGGCAUUGAAAGGCGAUGGAACGCCGUCUUCUGGUGGAUUUGACUACGAUCUCGUGAUUAUCGGAGCUGGGGUUGGCGGACAUGGCGCGGCGCUUCAUGCCGUUGAGAAGGGCUUAAAAACUGCAAUCAUAGAAGGGGAUGUAAUUGGAGGAACAUGUGUAAAUAGGGGCUGUGUUCCGUCUAAAGCACUUCUUGCAGUCAGUGGUCGUAUGAGAGAGCUUCAAAAUGAACACCAUAUGAAGUCUUUUGGUUUGCAGGUUGCAGCUGCUAGCUAUGACAGACAGGGAGUUGCUGAUCAUGCAAAUAAUUUAGCUGCUAAAAUAAGAAGUAACUUGACCAAUUCAAUGAAAGCCCUUGGUGUUGAUAUAUUGACAGGUGUUGGUACAAUCUUGGGUCCACAAAAGCUAAAAUAUGGAAAAGGCGAUUCUGGAGACAAGACCAUAACCGCAAAAGACAUAAUAAUUGCUACUGGCUCCGUCCCGUUGGUGCCCAAGGGAAUUGAAGUUGAUGGUAGUAAAACAGUUAUUACUAGUGACCAUGCUCUGAAAUUGGAAUGUGUUCCCCAGUGGAUUGCUAUUGUUGGAAGUGGUUAUAUUGGGCUAGAAUUCAGUGAUGUAUAUACAGCACUUGGAAGUGAGGUUACAUUUAUAGAAGCCUUGGAUCAACUCAUGCCGGGCUUUGAUCCCGAAAUUGGAAAAUUAGCUCAACGAGUUCUGAUCAAUCCUCGCAAGAUUGAUUCUCACACUGGUGUAUUUGCUAGCAAGAUCACUCCAGCCAAGGAUGGAAAACCGGUACAAAUAGAGUUGAUUGACGCAAAAACAAAGGAGCUAAAGGACUCUUUAGAGGUAGAUGCAGCUCUUAUUGCCACUGGAAGAGCCCCAUUCACUCAGGGACUUGGUUUGGAAAAUAUAAAUGUGCAAACACAGCGAGGAUUUGUCCCUGUUGAUGAGCGCAUGAGAGUAAUUGAUGCAAACGGGAAGCUGGUUCCUCAUUUGUAUUGCAUUGGUGAUGCUAAUGGCAAAAUGAUGCUUGCCCAUGCAGCAAGCGCGCAAGGAAUUUCUGUUGUUGAGCAAGUUUCUGGUCAUGACCAUGUUCUGAAUCAUUUAAGCAUUCCGGCAGCAUGUUUUACUCACCCUGAAAUCAGUAUGGUUGGACUGACUGAGCCUCAAGCAAGAGACAAAGCUCAGAAGGAAGGUUUUGAAGUAAGCAUCGCCAAGACAAGUUUCAAAGCAAACACAAAAGCCCUCGCCGAAAAUGAAGGGGACGGACUUGCCAAGUUAAUAUACAGACCCGAUAAUGGGGAGAUCCUCGGGGUCCAUAUUUUCGGUAUGCAUGCUGCAGACCUCAUACAUGAAGCUUCUAAUGCAAUUGCCAUGGGUACACGUAUACAGGAUAUAAAAUUUGCAGUGCAUGCACACCCAACUUUGUCUGAAGUGCUAGAUGAGCUCUUUAAAUCAGCAAAGGUUAACGUUGGCACCUCAAAUGCGGUUGCUGAGCCUGUUCCAGUUUAG